AUGGACGGUAGGACCCCUACCGUCGUUGCUGCGGCUGGCUAUCCGGUUGGGACCAUGCCCCUUGGAUACUCGUCGAACGCAUGGGAGACCCUUUGGAGCGUGUAUCAUCUCCCGUGCUGGCGGAGAGGCCAAUAUCCUCAAGGCUAUGAGUGCAUGGUACGCGACAAUGCCUGCGCGGAAGCCGCCACCUCAGCUGGUUGCCAGGCUGUAAGGCGGCAGUCGAACAUUCGAAUGGUUACUGUGUCUGGUUUGGUUGUCGAUCUGGCUUUCGUUAUGGACUAA
This is a messenger RNA of Penicillium brevicompactum, 282 nucleotides long. RefSeq lists its product as uncharacterized. The transcript has a single exon. Lineage: Eukaryota; Fungi; Ascomycota; Eurotiomycetes; Eurotiales; Aspergillaceae. The record is from RefSeq and is a predicted model, not a curated record. Bases 1 to 282 code for a protein of 93 amino acids.